UACAUUUUUGAAGUUAUUUAAACUUGGGGGACGAGAGGGUAGGGGAAGCAAGAGAGAUGAGACGUCCGUCCAGUAAGACUGGGCCGGGGGCGGACCUGCAGCAGCGAGCUACCAGGCCAGGACCCAGAAGCCGGGCUGGGCGACUCUGACUCUGCGGCAGCUGGAGAGCGGCAGCCAAGGGCGCGCUGAAGCGGACAGACCAAAGGGCGAGCUGCGGGGUCAGCAGGCACCUCAGGAAAGCUCGGGCGCUCUAAUCAGGGCGCCGCCUGAGAAUUCAAUAACCCACUUAUUCUCCUGCCCGUGGCGGAACGUUUGUGAGGCGGAACCAAUAUGUUGUAUGGCGUUGACGGCCGGAAGACUGUUUUGAUAAAGGAUCACCAAUUCUCUGUGAAGGGUUGGUCGGGACAGUUCCGGGACGCAGCUUUUAGGUCUUCGUCUUCAUCUUCGGAUAUGCACCGACAGAAUUUUCGACCCCCGACUCCUCCUUACCCCGGGCCGGGUGCAGGAGGUUGGGGUAGCGGGAGCAGCUUCCGGGGCACCUCGGGCGGAGGCGGACCACGGCCGUCCUCCCCUCGGGACGGGUACGGGAGUCCUCAUCACACGCCGUCGUGCGGGCCUCUCUGUAGGCCCUACGGGAGCAGCCAUUCUCCACGACACGGCGGCAGCUUCCCCGGGGGCCGGUUCGGGUCUCCGUCCCCUGGCGGUUACCCUGGCUCCUACUCCAGGUCCCCCGCGGGGUCCCAGCAGCAAUUCGGCUACUCCCCAGGGCAGCAGCACACCCACCCCCAGGGUUCUCCAAGGACAUCUACACCUUUUGGAUCAGGGCGUGGUAGAGAAAAAAGAAUGUCUAAUGAGUUGGAAAGUUAUUUCAAGCCUUCAAUGCUUGAAGAUCCUUGGGCUGGCCUAGAACCAGUAUCUGUAGUGGAUAUAAGCCAACAGUACAGCAGUACUCAAACAUUCACAGGCAAAAAAGGAAGAUACUUUUGUUAACGUUUCUGAAAUUCAACUGGAAACUUCAUGUGUCAGGAAUACCUUGGACAAAAUUCUCACUUGUGUACUUAAGUUGAACCCUGACAUGGGUCGUCUUGGUAUUUUUCAUCAUAUCAAAUAUCGGUAUUAGGGAAGACAUAUGAUAGGAUAAUAUGCAAUAUUUAGCUCUCCGAAAGUGCCUACCACAUUUUAGAAGAUUUAUAGUUUCCAAAUAUUUAACAUUCUUGGUUAUAUAAAUGGACAUUUGUCUUUUAAUGUUUUAAAAUAAAACAUUUUGUCUAGUUAUAUUGUGGUUUUGUCAUAUGCUAAAGGAGUAGAAUUAUUAAAGUAAUACUUUGUAAUCAGUUAGAAUUCAUCAGUAAAUAUUUGCCUACUACAGCUUUUGAAAAUAAAAUAGGUAAACCAUCCUUAGAACUGUAGACAGUUCUGUAUUUGUUUAUAAUAGGGAAGGAGGAGUAAAGGAAGAGAAUAAAAAAGAUUUCUGUUCCUUAUAACCAUUGUUUUAUGUGCAUAUUUUAUGUGAUGCUUUUGUGAAAAUGCAUUGAAAUUUGAUUGGAAGUUACAGAAACUCACUUAAGCUUAAAUAAAAAAGUUUUUUUAUACUAA
Molecule: messenger RNA, 1596 nt
Organism: Phyllostomus hastatus (greater spear-nosed bat)
Lineage: Eukaryota; Metazoa; Chordata; Mammalia; Chiroptera; Phyllostomidae
Gene: MPLKIP
Product: M-phase specific PLK1 interacting protein
Exons: 3
Coding region: 331-990 (219 amino acids)
Cellular component (GO): centrosome; midbody; nucleus
Source: RefSeq, a predicted model, not a curated record